This is a messenger RNA of Trichoplax adhaerens, 567 nucleotides long. RefSeq lists its product as uncharacterized. Gene Ontology annotation, cellular component: mitochondrial inner membrane. NCBI's taxonomy places the organism in Eukaryota, Metazoa, Placozoa, Uniplacotomia, Trichoplacea, Trichoplacidae. The record is from RefSeq and is a predicted model, not a curated record. Bases 1 to 567 code for a protein of 188 amino acids. Gene Ontology annotation, biological process: mitochondrial respiratory chain complex I assembly. The transcript has 5 exons.
AUGCUACUUUCUCGGACUGGUCGAAACCUAAAAGUCUACGCAAGAAGAUGGACAAGCCCACUAAGCCGAUUUUAUAGCGUAAGCGGCGAACAUGACAUCCUGCGAACAUCAUUAGAAGUUAUAGCUGGCAGCGAUCAAAUGCCAAUUAUUAAAAGUUACAGUUCUCAAGGUUUCUCCAUUGGUAAUAUUAAAAUAAUUGGCCCGGCUGCGAUUCUGCCCAAGGGAUUCUUCUUGUGGAAAGUUCGUAUAACAGUAUUUAUACUUCGAGAGUAUACUGUGAAAAGGAAUGAAAAUAUUACAGCUAGGAAUCUCUCCCUUUUUCCCGUACUUGUUCCAAGAAUUGAUAUACUAGUAAUCGGUACCGGAAAUAAUCUUGCCGUUCUUCAUCCCGACGUAUUAAAAUAUUUAAGGUCAAAUGCUAUCGCCGUUGAAGUGCAGGACACGCCCAACGCCUGUGCGACAUUUAACUUUCUUUUAGAAGAAGGACGCCAAGUAGCAGCUGCAUUGAUACCACCUGCGAAAUUGAACACAACACCUCCGCCUUCCUCUACGUCUGUUCAUGCUUAA